GGUUGCGUCACGAGUCUCACACCCCCCCCUGCUCCCCCCGCCGACAAUGACCCCGCAGUGGCGUUCGCCGUCAUCGCCGCGUUGAUCUCCCCCGCCACCACCACCGCCGCCUCCUCUCCUCUCGCUGUCCGUCAUCUCGCCUCUUCGUUGACGAACUCCGCGCCGAGGAGGGAGCCACGCGUGGAGCUCUCUGCGGGGGCGUUGCGGGCGGGCGGCCGCUGGGGAACGACAGCAUGGCGGAGGUGGACCCGGACACGUUGCUCGAGUGGCUGCACAUGGGCCAGGGUGACGAGAGGGACAUGCAGCUCAUCGCCCUGGAGCAGCUGUGCAUGCUGCUGCUCAUGUCCGACAACGUCGACCGCUGCUUCGAGACAUGUCCUCCUAGGACAUUCCUGCCGGCCCUGUGCAGGAUCUUCCUGGACGAGUGCGCGCCGGACAAUGUUUUGGAGGUGACCGCCCGAGCGAUCACCUACUACCUGGACGUCUCCGCCGAAUGCACGCGCCGCAUUGUGGCCGUGGACGGUGCCAUCAAAGCUCUGUGCAACCGUCUGAUCGUGGUGGAGCUCAACAACCGCACCAGCCGCGAUCUCGCCGAGCAGUGCGUCAAGGUGCUGGAACUGAUUUGCACUCGGGAGUCGGGCGCCGUGUUCGAGGCCGGUGGGCUGAGCUGCGUCCUCCAGUUCAUCCGCGACUCGGGCCACCUGGUGCACAAGGACACACUGCACUCGGCCAUGGCGGUGGUGUCGCGGCUGUGCAGCAAGAUGGAGCCGCACGACGCUUCGCUCGAGUCCUGCGUCGAAGCCCUCUCCGUCAUGCUCAAGCAUGAGGACCCACAGGUGUCCGACGGGGCGCUGCGCUGCUUCGCGUCCCUGGCCGACCGUUUCACUCGCCGCGGCGUCGACCCGGCGCCGCUGGCCAAGCACGGCCUCUCCCUGGAGCUGCUCGCCCGCCUCGCGUCCGCGGGGGCGUGCGGUGCGGCGGGCACGUCCGGCACCCCCAAGGCCGCCCGCGGCCCCCCGUCGUCGGCCAUCGCCGCCGCGCCGGACUCGAAGAUGGUCAGCCAGGUGUCGACCAUCGUGAGCCUCCUGUCCACCCUGUGCCGCGGCUCGCCCAUCGUCACCAGGGACCUGCUGCGCUCGUUGCUGCCGGAUGCCAUCGAGAGCGCGGUGCAGGGCGACGAACGCUGCUCGCUCGACACGAUGCGCCUCGUCGACCUGCUGCUCGUGCUGCUCUUCGAGGGCCGCAGGGCGCUGCCCAAGUCCACGUCGAGCCUCAGCAGCCGCAUCCCCGGCCUGCGCCGGCUCGAUAGCUCCGGCGAGCGCUCCCACCGGCAGCUCAUCGACUGCAUCCGCAGCAAGGACACGGACGCGCUCAUCGACGCCAUCGACACGGGCGCGUUUGAAGUCAAUUUCAUGGAUGAUGUCGGACAGACGUUGCUGAACUGGGCCUCUGCGUUUGGCACUCAGGAGAUGGUGGAGUUUCUGUGCGAACGAGGGGCUGAUGUGAAUAGAGGUCAGAGGUCGUCUUCCCUACACUACGCAGCCUGUUUCGGUCGCCCGCAAGUGGCAAAGACCCUGCUGAGGCACGGAGCCAACCCAGACCUGCGUGACGAGGACGGGAAGACGCCUCUGGACAAGGCCAGGGAGAGGGGACACAGCGAGGUGGUCUCCAUACUGCAGUCUCCCGGUGAGUGGAUGUGCCCCGUGAAUAAAGACGACGAGAAGAGGAAGAAGGACUGCGGCCACAAAGAGGAGGAACUCAACGAGCCCAAAGGCGACCCAGAGAUGGCGCCAGUCUACUUGAAACGCCUGCUGCCCAUCUUCGCCCAGACCUUCCAGCAAACGAUGAUGCCCUCUGUGAGGAAAGCAAGCCUUGCACUUAUCAGAAAAAUGGUGCACUAUUGCCCUGAAGCACUUUUAAAGGAAGUUUGCGGAUCAGAUUUGGGCCAUAAUCUGCCAAUCAUUCUCGCAGAGGUCACCUCGGCCGUGUUGGAUCACGAGGAUGACGACGACGGUCACCUGCUGGCGCUGCAGAUGAUCGAUGACCUCGUGGAGAAGGGAGGGGACCUGUUUGUGGAUCAGCUGGCCAGGCUGGGCGUCAUCAGCAAGGUUUCCAGCCUGGGCGGAACGGCCUCCGACGACGAGAACGAAGAUGACGCGCAGGUGGACAAGAUGUCCAGUAGGGGCGGAUCGGCAAGUCACAACAGCAAACAGUACAAAAACACGAUAGGAGUGCAAAGUAGAGAAAAGCAGGAGAGCCCUCUGCACGAAGACGCCAAGGAGCUGGUGCAGGGGAAGCCAUUCCACUGGCGCGAUUGGUCGGUGGUGCGUGGCCGCGACUGCCUCUACAUCUGGAGCGACGCAGCCGCCCUGGAGCUCUCAAACGGCUCCAACGGAUGGUUCCGCUUCAUCCUGGACGGGAAGCUCGCCACCAUGUACUCCAGCGGCAACCCGGAAGGUGGAUCCGACAGUUCAGAGAGCCGCAGCGAGUUUCUGGAGAAGCUGCAGCGAGCCCGUGGCCAGGUGAAGGCCGGCACCCCGAGCCAGCCCGUCCUGUCCGUGCCGGGCCCGAGCAAGCUGGUCGUGGGCAACUGGACCCUGACCUGCCUCAAGGAGGGGGAGAUCGCAAUUCACAACUGCGACGGGCAGCAGGCCACCAUCCUGAAGGAGGACCUGCCGGGCUUCGUGUUCGAGUCGAACCGCGGCACGAAGCAUUCCUUCACAGCCGAGACAUCCCUAGGGUGGACGGGGAAACGAAGCAAAAAGCUGCGUUCCAAGCUGGAGAAGACAAAGCAGAAGGUGCAGAUCAUGGCGAAGGAGCUCUAUGAGAACCACUUCAAGGCGGUGGAGAGCAUGCCCCGGGGCACCGUGCUGGCGUUGCGCAACAUCGCUACGCGGCUCGAGUCGUCGUGGGAGCUGCACUCCAACAGCAGGGGUCAUGAAGCCGACAACAACUGGGUGGAGCUGAUGAAGGCCUCGCUGGAAGACUUAACUUUGCUGCUGAAAGAUGAAAACACUAUCAGUCCAUACGAGAUGAGCAGCAGCGGCCUUAUACAAGCGCUUCUUACUGUGUUAAACAAUAAUGUGAAUAAGGAGCAUCGCCACAGCUGCAAGCAGAUCAUUGAGAGGAUAAACAUCUUCAAGGCCGCCUUCAAGAGGAACGACGAUGACGAAAGCCAUCUGGCUGUGGCCUUGGUGCGAAAGCUGAUCGCCGUUUUGGAAUCUAUCGAGAGGCUGCCUCUGUAUCUCUACGAUGUUCCUGGAACACCGUACAAUCUUCAGGUAUUAAACCGGCGUCUCAGGUUCCGCCUGGAGCGCGCGCCCGGGGAGACGUCGCUGAUCGAUCGGACGGGACGGAUGCUCAAGAUGGAACCGCUGGCCACCGUUGAGAGUCUGGAGCAAUACCUCCUCAAGAUGGUCGCCAAGCAGUGGUAUGACUACGACAGGUCCUCAUUUGCGUUUGUGCGGAAGCUACGGGAGGGGCAGACCUUCGUCUUCAGGCACCAGCACGACUUCGAUGAGAACGGCAUCGUAUUUUGGAUCGGCACCAACGCGAGAACCGCCUACGAGUGGGUGAACCCGGCCGCCUACGGACUGGUCGUGGUCAGCUCGUCGGAGGGCCGCAACCUCCCGUACGGCCGCCUGGAGGACAUCCUCAACCGGGACAGCUCGGCCUUGAACUGCCACACCAACGACGACAAGAGCGCCUGGUUUGCCAUCGACCUGGGCCUCUGGCUGAUCCCCACGGCGUACUCGCUGAGACACGCGCGGGGCUACGGUCGCUCCGCCCUGCGCAACUGGCUCUUCCAGGUGUCCAAGGACGGACAGAACUGGACGACGCUCUACACCCACAGUGACGACUGUGCACUCAACGAGCCAGGGUCUACAGCCACUUGGCCACUUGAGUCUCCGAAGGAUGAGAAGCAGGGCUGGAGGCACGUUCGCCUGAAGCAGAUGGGGAAGAACGCGAGCGGGCAGACCCACUACCUGUCCCUGUCUGGCUUCGAGAUAUACGGCACGGUCACAGGCGUGUGCGAGGAUCAGCUGGGCAAAGCGGCGAAGGAGCAGGAGGCCAACCUUAGGCGUCAGCGCCGGCUGCUGAGGUCUCAGAUCCUCAAGUACCUGGUGCCGGGCGCUCGUGUGGUGCGGGGCAUCGACUGGAAGUGGCGCGACCAGGACGGCAACCCCCCGGGGGAUGGCACCGUCACCGGGGAGCUCCACAACGGGUGGAUUGACGUCACGUGGGACGCCGGCGGAUCCAACUCGUACCGCAUGGGCGCCGAGGGGAAAUUCGACCUGAAAUUGGCUCCGAGCUACGAUCCGGAGAUCUCGGUGUCGCCGAAGCUGCUCGCGCUGUCCGGGGCAACGCAGUCGUGGAGCAACCUCCUGAAGAACAACAGCCAGGAGAAGUCGGCCAUGGCCGGCAGCCGGAAGAGCAGCGGCAGCUCGGUGUGCAGCGCCGGCAGCAGCACCGACGCGCUGGGCUUGGCCGCCGCCUGCGGGAUGGGUGCCCGUGCGGACGAGAUGACGCGCUCCGCGCUGCGUCACGGCAAGCCGUGCCCCGCCGAGCUUCAGGAGCGGAAGGGCAGCUCGGGCGAGCUCCUCGCGGUCUCCUGCACCGAGGGCCCCCAGACCUUCGUGGUGCUGUCCAGCACCGAGUCGCUGCCCGUGUCGGAGACCGGCUCGGAGGCGUCGGCGGACACGGUGCAGGAGACGACAGGCUCUGGCCCGCCCGCCGGCGGCGGCGACGAGGGGGCGAUCGACGCCGGAGAGCGCGGUGGGGGCGAGGCGAGCGGCAUCGCGCUCAACGUGGUGAGCGUGAGCUCGCCCGACGUGAGCUCCGUGUCGGAGCCAUCCAACAAGGAGGGCGGCACUCCGCAGCGGCCGCUGGGCUCGCUCGUGACGAACCGGCUGUCCGUGAGCGCGCUCAUGGCGGCCGGGGCACCCAUGAGCUCCAGCGCCAGCGUGCCCAACCUGUCAUCGCGCGAGGCCUCCAGCCUCAUGGAGUCGUUCGUGCGCAGGGUGGCCAACAUUGCCCGCACCAACGCCACCAACAACAUGAACCUGAGUCGCAGCAGCAGUGACAAUACCACUAACACUCUGGGCAGGAACGUCACCAGUGCAGCAACUUCUCCCCUUAGCGGAGCCCAGAGCUUUCCAAAUUUAACUGCUGCGGGCACAACGUCCACUGUGACGCUGUCCACCACUAGCGUGACGAGCAGCAGUAAUGUAACGGCUGCGCCCACAGGUUUGUCAGUCAGCCAGUCGCUCAGUAACACGCUGACGACAAGUUUGACGUCCACCACCUCUAGUGAGAGCGACACAGGUCAGGAAGCCGAAUUUUCGCUAUAUGACUUUUUGGACAGCUGCCGUGCAGGCACGCUGCUUGCCGAGUUAGAGGACGAGGAUGAUUUGCCAGAGCCAGACGAGGAGGACGAUGAGAAUGAGGACGAGAAUCGUGAAGACCAGGAGUUCGAAGAGGUCAUGGAGGAGGAGGAAUAUGAGGUGCGGAGCGGACGCAGACGCAUGUGGGAUGACGACUUUGUCCUGAAGCGACAGUUCUCCGCCCUUGUUCCGGCCUUUGAUCCAAGGCCUGGUCGCACCAACGUUCAGCAAACCACGGAUCUUGAAAUCCCACCUCCAGGCACGCCGCACUCAGAGCUGAUCGAGGAGAUGGAAUCGAGCGCCUCUCCACAGCUAGCCAUCACUUUGAAAGCCUCGGGCCUGGGAACAACCCAGGAUAUUGACCUACCCUUCUCGUCUCCGAGAGCCACCAUCUUUGCCUGUGUCCAGAAGCUGCUGGAGCAGACGAGCAAUGGCGACGUCAAAACGGAAAAACUGAAACGCAUCUGGGAGCCCACGUACACGAUCGUGUACAGCGAACUCAAAACGUCGAACAAAGACAAGGACGACGAGGACAAAUCCGGUUGCUGGUCUGUGGAAUAUGUGGAGCGCUAUCUGGGCACUGAUCACCUCCCCAAAAACGAACUCAUAACGUUCUUGCAGAAAAGUUGUGACACUCAUUUUUUACGGACGUGGAAGUUAACAGGUGCAAGCAAGAACAUUCGAAAGAACCGCAAUUGCUCGCAGCUAAUUUCCGCGUACAAGGAGUUUUGUGGGCAGACGUACAGGACGUGCCCUGCAUCCCACAAGCCCGCCGUGCGGCUGCACGACAAUCAGAUCUUAAGUCUUCCCUGUGAGCAGCCUCAGGCCAAGGCCGGCUCUAGUCAGAACAUGUGCGCGGUGGAGGACGUCCUACAGCUCCUGCGAGUUCUCUACAGCAUCGCCAAGGACCCGUACUCCAGCUGCAGCCACGGCAUGGAAGGUCUCGGCCAGAGCUUCAACGUGUCUGCGGAAGAAUUCGCGAGUAAGAAGUUAACGACCAAAAUAUUGCAACAAAUCGAGGAGCCGCUGGCGCUGACGAGCGGCGCGUUGCCCGACUGGUGCGAGCAGCUGACCAGCAAGUGCCCCUUCCUCAUCCCCUUCGAGACGCGGCAGCUCUUCUUCACGUGCACCGCGUUCGGCGUGUCGAGGGCCGUGGUGUGGAUCCAGAACAAGCGCGAGUCGGCCGUUGACCGCGCGCGCGUGAGCUCGUCGGCGCGCCGCGACGACCCCAACGAGUUCCGCGUGGGGCGGCUCAAGCACGAGCGGGUGAAGGUUCCGCGCGGGGAGUCCCUCAUGGACUGGGCCGAGAACGUCAUGCAGGUUCACGCGGAGCGCAAGUCCGUGUUGGAGGUGGAAUUCAUUGGCGAGGAGGGCACGGGGCUGGGUCCCACGCUGGAAUUCUACGCCCUCGUGGCCGCAGAGUUCCAGAGGAAGAGCCUGGGAAUGUGGCUGUGUGACGACGACCUUGCCAAUGCUCAGAACCUGCAGGUGGACCUCGGCGACGGCGUGAAACCGCAGGGCUUCUACGUGCAGCACCUGAGCGGCCUCUUCCCGGCGCCGCUCCCGCAGGACAGCGAAGAGGUGGAGCGCGUCGUCAAGCUCUUCUUCUUCCUCGGCAUCUUCCUCGCCAAGUGCGUGCAGGACAACCGCCUGGUGGACAUCCCCCUGUCGCGGCCCUUCUUCAGGCUCAUGUGCAACGGCGACGUCAGCGGCGCCGCGUGCAAGCCGCUCUACGAGCACGGCGACCCGCACGACGGCGACCUCCGGCCGUGCGAGGUGGCCUCCGAGGCGUCGCUCGAGGAGGGUCCCCCCGACACGCUGUCGGUCGGCAGCCUGGAGGACGACUCCAAGUCCGAGUUCAUUCUGGACCCGCCGAAGCCGCGUGCGCCCGCGUGGUUCCACGGCAUCCUGGGCUGGGAGGACAUGGCGGUCAUCAACCCUCACCGCGCGCGCUUCCUCAAGGAGCUCAAGGAGCUGGCGAUCAAGCGGAAGCAGAUCCUCGGCAACAGGUCCCUGUCGGAGGACGAGCGCAACACCAUGCUGCAGGAGCUCAUGCUCAACAACUCGACGGGCACGGGAACUCCGGUGGCCAUUGAAGACCUUGGGUUAAACUUCCAGUUUUGCCCGUCGUCCAAGGUGCACGGCUUCGCCGCCUACGACCUCAAGUCUUGCGGGGAAGACGAGAUUGUGACGUUGGAGAACGCCGAGGAGUACGUGGACCUGAUGUUCGACUUUUGCCUCCACUCCGGCAUUCGGAAACAAGUCGACGCCUUCAGAGACGGCUUCAACCGCGUGUACCCCAUGGAGAAGCUGAGCUCCUUCAGCCCCGAAGAAGUGCAGCUCAUCCUGUGCGGGGACCAGUGUCCGUCGUGGACGGCGGACGACAUCACCAACUACACGGAGCCCAAGCUGGGAUACACGAGGGAGAGCCCCGGCUUCCUCAGGUUUGUGAACGUGCUGUGCGGAAUGUCGGCCCAAGAGAGGAAGGCGUUCCUCCAGUUCACCACCGGCUGCUCGUCGCUGCCUCCCGGCGGCCUCGCUAACCUGCACCCCCGGCUCACCAUCGUGCGCAAGGUCGACGCGACGGACGGCAGCUUCCCGUCGGUGAACACCUGCGUCCACUACCUCAAACUGCCCGAAUAUUCGUCAGAGGAAAUCAUGCGGGAGAGGCUUCUGUCGGCGACCAUCGAGAAGGGUUUCCAUCUUAACUGAGGGGAGGGGGGGGGGGGUGCGUGUACAUGGCGGAGGUGGCGGGGAAGGGGUCAUCAUCGAUGCAGUAAAGAAAGAGGUUGGGGGGGGGGCGUGGUGGGGAAUGUGUAUCUCUGGUGAAACUCCUGCUGUAGGAUUCCUGUAUCGAUAGCUGUUGCCCUGGGCUUGCUCGUCACGAGUAUUUCUCAACGCAGUCCAAGCCUGAACGUUUGAACGGCAAUACAGGCUGCGUGCACACGCCCACCGUUAUGUGUAUGACACUCGCCUUCUGCUAUAAAGAAUUGAGGAUUGUUCACCGCUUGUUUCUCGGUAUCGUUAUCUGGGAUUGCCAAGUCCCUUUUAAUCACGCAUUCUUGCCGUUUGUUUAGUUUACAUUAGACGUCGUAAUUUAAUCACGAAAUUGUUUCCUUCAAAAAAAGUAAAAAGUGCCUCCAUACUCAAAAAUAUUUGAGCACUUGGGUGGUUUUGAGUCUGCGGUGGUAACUCCACGUUUCUAUGACAGGAGACCAUCUGCUUAUCGGAUGACCACUGUUGUUUUCCCACAAUGUGGUGGUAUUUCUUUUUAUUGACCUGGCUUCAGAAGUAGAAGGUUGACGACGACGAUGGAAAAUUAAAUUGGUGGAACAUCCUGAUGCAAGACUUUAAGGAAAGCCUUGAGGCUCAGUGGUGAGGCCUUCCUCCUGUACCUAAUGUCAAAGAGCUUGUAAAGUCACGGUGUGUUUGUGGUCACGUGAGCAUUUGGAGUGGCCUGGAGCCGGUGGUAGCAAUCAGACACGCUCAGGUUGAGCGUUCGUAUAGCUACGCGACAAGCGCUCUUGGCUGUCCACAAUAAGGGCGCCACGGUGGCGAGGAGAUGUUAACUCCCUCGCCUGGUAUGCAGGAGGUUGUGGGUUCGAUUCUGACCCUGGCACCUGCUGUAUAUUUGGAGUUUGCGUGUUCUUCCCGUGGUGGCGUGGAUUUUUUAUCCGGAUCCUCCGGUUUUUCCCUCCACAUUUAGAAUAAAUAUGCGUUUAGAGUAUUUGGCUGCUAUAAAUUUCCACUUGAUAAGCCACUUAGUUGAGCUGUCAUCUGUGGCCAGGUCGCUCCUGCAAAAGAGCUACAUAGGCUCAGUGGGCCUUACCGAGUAAAAUUAAAAAUAGUUUUAAUUAAUUUGGUACGUAUUAUUUCAACCCCCAGAGGUGCAUUGGCAAUAAGGCCGAGUUGAUCCCAGAUCUAGGAUUUGACCUUGUGACCGACCUCUUCCCGUUGCGAGUCGAGACCUCUACCGCGGAACCGACGCAAUUCAAAUGUUUUUUUUUUUCCGUUGCGCGGUGGCGCCACCAGCCGCGGCACCACCGUGCGUGCCUGUGAAUUCUGUUCCACGCUGGUCGCAGUGCGAGCCGGUGAUUAGGGGCUCGGCCUCCGCCGUCUCGUUAUCUCGACGUUGAGAAGACAUCCACAUCGGCGAGUACGGCGGCGUAUUAAAACUAGGAUAGCUAACACGAAUGCAGUGACCUCAAAUGCACAAUAAAAAGCGUGACGCCCCAACGUAUAUUCUCACACGAACGGUCAGAACAGUAUCAGUCGUUUGGGCUUUUUUGCCGCAACACUCGCAUGUGUUUUAAGAAUGGUGGUAACUGAUUUGCAUUUCGUUGAUAGUGGGAUUGCUGUAUUUUGUCAGCAAUAAACUACUUUAACGUGUUCUUUUC
This is a messenger RNA of Petromyzon marinus (sea lamprey), 9781 nucleotides long. It is a transcript of the gene HECTD1, whose product is annotated as HECT domain E3 ubiquitin protein ligase 1. Lineage: Eukaryota; Metazoa; Chordata; Hyperoartia; Petromyzontiformes; Petromyzontidae. The record is from RefSeq and is a predicted model, not a curated record. Gene Ontology annotation, biological process: proteasome-mediated ubiquitin-dependent protein catabolic process; anatomical structure development; protein K63-linked ubiquitination. Gene Ontology annotation, cellular component: nuclear speck. Gene Ontology annotation, molecular function: ubiquitin protein ligase activity; metal ion binding; protein binding.